GAAGAACAGGCAGGAAGUAGUGAAUGAAGCAAAGUAUCCAAAACAAAACACAACCGGAAAUGGAAGUUGGUAAUUAAAGUCACAAGUUGUCAUGCAGCCGUCGUGUUGGCGCUCUUACUCUACUCGCUGCGUGACUUUGACAAGUUUCAACUCGAAAAGGGUCGUAUAGUUUGUUAUGUAGCAGAGUGAGCGCCACACAAAACACCGUAAUGGCUGACUGGAGGACUUUUAAUGUGGUCAUUUUAGGUGUGGGAUUCUUGUUCAUCUUUACCGCCUUCACCACCUGUGGGAACAUUGAGCAAACUGUGGUGAAAAGUCUGCAAAAUGACACUUUCACAGGAAGUGGAUAUCACAGUCUGGGAAUCAUCUACGGGGUCUUCUCCUUUUCCAAUCUGGUGGCGCCGGCGGUGGUGGCGAUACUGGGGCCGAAGAUGACCAUGUUUGGGAGCGGGCUGAUUUACAGUGGCUACGUGGCCGUCUUCAUCGAGCCGUCCACGUGGUCCUUCUACUUGACGUCCGUGCUGAUUGGCGUCGGUGCUGCUUUGCUGUGGACGGCUCAAGGACUUUUCCUGGUGGAGAACUCGGAGGCUGCCACCAUCAACAGGAACACAGGGAUGUUCUGGGCUCUGUUACAGUGCAGCAUGUUGUUUGGCAAUCUGUACAUUUACCUGGACUGGAAUGGAAGAACAGAAAUACCAGACAGCAGUAGAAAGAACAUUUUCCUGGCCAUGGUGGUGGCUUCUGUGGUGGGGACUUUGUGCUUCCUGGUGCUCAGGAGUUCUCCUCCCCAAGAGGAGAUCCUUUCUGAGGAGGAAGGAGUGUCUUUGCUGUCUUCACAUGUGGUGUACAAGCACCGAGCGAGCACGGCCCUGCAAGAGAUCAAGGCGGACAUCCAGACCAUUCUGCAGCUGCUGAAGACCAAAACCAUCCUCCUCCUGAGUCCCAGCAUGGCCUACAGCGGCCUGGAGCUGUCUUUCUACAGCGGCGUGUACGGAACAUGCAUCGGAGCCACCGCGCAGUUCGGAGAUUCGGCGAAAGGCCUCAUCGGGAUCUCCGGCAUCAUGGUGGGCGUGGGCGAAAUCAUCGGUAAGGCGGAUCCCACCCACCAGUCACCGAGGCGCCAUCGAGACUGGUACGAGCGCUGUUUUUUCUCGCCAGGCGGGGGCUUGUUCGGAUUGAUGUGCAAGAACACUCGCUUCCGGCGCACUUCGGUGGUCUUCCUGGGAAUGGUGGUCCAUUUCGUAGCCUUCUAUCUCAUCUUCCUCAACAUUCCCGAUGAUGCUCCCGUUGUCUUCCACACCGUCACCCAGAAGAGCCCCUUUCUGACUCCAAGCGUGCCCAUCGUCCUGCUGUGCAGCUUCCUGCUGGGCCUGGGAGACAGCUGCUUUAACACGCAGCUCUACAGCAUUUUAGGAUGCGUGUACAUGGAGCGCAGCACGCCCGCCUUCGCCAUCUUCAAAUUCAUCCAGUCUGUUUUCGCAGCAUUGGCGUUCUUCUACAGCGGCGACGUGAUGCUAACGUGGCAGCUCCUCCUCAUGGUCAUCCUGGGCUUCGGCGGCACCCUCUGCUUCUUUAUGGUGGAGCGUAUGUACAACUUCACCACAGAACCGCUGGAAUAACAAGUUAGAAAAAAAACAAACUUCGAUUUGCUCGCCAAUGCAGUUAAACCACGCGUUAUUUCUCUCGUCAUCCUCGCCGCCGCAGGAGCCUUUGCAUAUUUGCUGAUGGCGUGACAUCGCCCGCGCUGUGAUCACAGUUCAUUAACACCACACACACUUUCUAACAUUUAUGACCACUUUGCAUUCGCCCUCAGCUCAGGUCUGGCCACUUUUUUUUGGAAAUAUUUUAUAUGCAUCUCAAACUGUCACUUUAUUGCUUUUAUAGCUCAUCUUUUUUUGUGUUUUUCACUAUCAAAUAUUUCUCAGAAUAGGAGCGCUCGACAAUCUCUGGUCUCCGUUUUUGUACAUUACUCAGUCUUAACAUUUGAAAACUCACACACUGUUUAUUUAAAAGCACUACUAACAAGCCAAAAUCACAUUUUUAUGGAGAAUAAAGCUAAUUGUUUCAUAUAAUAA
This is a messenger RNA of Nerophis ophidion (straightnose pipefish), 2075 nucleotides long. RefSeq names its product UNC93-like protein MFSD11. The record is from RefSeq and is a predicted model, not a curated record. Lineage: Eukaryota; Metazoa; Chordata; Actinopteri; Syngnathiformes; Syngnathidae. Bases 210 to 1619 code for a protein of 469 amino acids. The transcript has 12 exons.